Molecule: messenger RNA, 2053 nt
Organism: Lycium ferocissimum
Lineage: Eukaryota; Viridiplantae; Streptophyta; Magnoliopsida; Solanales; Solanaceae
Product: telomere repeat-binding factor 1-like
Exons: 6
Coding region: 941-1957 (338 amino acids)
Biological process (GO): nucleosome assembly
Cellular component (GO): nucleosome
Molecular function (GO): double-stranded telomeric DNA binding
Source: RefSeq, a predicted model, not a curated record
AAGGGCAAAGAAGUCAUGAUGGAGAGACAAGACCCAACACAUAAAAGCAGGAAACAAAGGGCAAUAAAAAGUAGAGCAAAACUACGCCUACUAGUGCGACAGAAAAGCGAGACUACCUACUAGCCUUCUAUCCUAAUCUGAGCCCUCCACAACCUCCUAUCUAAGGUCAUGUCCUCGGUAAUCUGAAACUGCGCCAUGUCCUGCCUAAUCACCUCUCCCCAAUAUUUCUUUGGCCUUCCUCUACCUCUCCUAAAACCGUCCAUAGCCAACCUCCGCACUGGGGCACCUAUUUCUGCAUCACUUGAUUUGUUGAAAUUUGUUUGAAUUUGUUUUUUGUGAUCAAGACCUUAGGAUUAAAGCUUGUAUGUUGAAAGUUAGGAAAGCAUAGAGGACUGCAGUGUGAUUAAGAGGAUGCUUAGUUUAGCUAAAGAAAUCUCUAUUGGAAUGGUUCUUAAAUUUACAGGCAAUGUCUAUUUGUUUGAUUGAUUGCCUUUAUUUUAAAGCUAUUCUAGGAUUUGUUAAGCCUAUGCAAAAGGAAUUAGCUUGAGGUAUCGAGAGCAAUGCACAAACAGAAGAUGAAAGAUUUACGUGGACAAAGCACUUGGAGGACUUUUAGAAGACAAGAUAUUUGUUCCUUGAAUUCUGCUUCUCUAUUUAUUAUAUUUUAUUGAAACUGAAAAAACAAAUUCCAGAUAUUGAGAAACAGAAUUGGAAUUUUAUUAUGUAUUAACACCUUCACUGAAUGUUUAUUGCCCGUGUCUGUUGGUAGAGGUCAUGACUCUUGAACAAUAGCUCUGUGCAUGGUGUUGGGUGAGUCGAGUGCAAAGAUGUUAUAAGAAGCAUGAAUUACAUAUUGCUUUUGGGGCAGUUUCCAUAUGUUGUACUAUCCACUGUCAUUCGAAUGAAUAGGUUGUUCGAAGGCUAAUUUUUUAAUACUUGGAUGGGUGCACCUAAACAGAAGUGGACUCCAGACGAAGAAGCUGCUCUUAAAGCUGGGGUGCGUAAGCAUGGACCAGGCAAAUGGCGGACAAUCCUCAAGGACCCAGAAUUUAGUGGAGUGUUGAACUCGCGUUCAAAUGUAGAUCUGAAGGACAAGUGGAGGAACAUGAGCGUGAUGGCAAAUGGCUGGGGUUCUAGAGAGAAAGCAAGGUUGGCUCUCAAAAGAAUGAAUCAAGCCCAUAAACAGGAGGAGAGUUCUUUAGCUGUUACCACUGAGGCUCAUAGUGAUGAGGAAAUUGCUGAAGCAAGACUAGCUACUACUUCUAGUGGUACUCCACAGAUUGGUGGGUCAAAAAGAUCUAUCAUAAGAUUGGAUAAUCUUAUAAUGGAGGCUAUAAGCAACUUGAAGGAGCUGGGUGGUUCCAACAAGACUACUAUAGCUACAUACAUAGAGGAUCAAUACUGGGCACCUCCAAACUUUAAAAGGCUACUUUCAGCGAAACUUAAGUAUUUAACUGCAACUGGGAGACUUAUUAAGAUGAAGCGAAAGUAUAGAAUAGCACCAAUGCCAGUAUUGUCUGACAGAAGAAGAAUCCCUUCCGUUCCUCUCUUGGAAAGCAGGCAGAGGAUCUCCUCUAGGGUUGAUGAGGAUGAUAUAAACAUGCUCACUAAGGCUCAAGUAGAUUUGGAAUUAACUAAGAUGAGUAUGAUACCUCAAGAGGCAGCAGCUGCUGCUGCACAAGCUGUUGCAGAAGCAGAAGUAGCCAUAGCAGAAGCUGAGGAUGCUUCUAGAGUGGCUGAUGUUGCUGAGGCUGAAGCCGAAGCUGCACAAGCCUUUGCAGAAGCUGCAAUGAAGGCACUACGAGGGAGAAGCACCCCAAGGACGGUAAGAUAUUUGUAUAAUAUCAGAUCAGUUACUUGGUUUUUCUUGAUUGUACCAUUCCCCCAGUCCCCUUCUCUUUUCUUUCUUUUCCUUGUAAGUGAGACAACUUUUCCUUUAUCCUUUGGUGUUUUUUAGUCAAUGUCCUAGGACUCAAGACCCCUCAAUGGACUUGUUUUACCUUUUUGUAUUCUUGGUUUCUCUUCAGAUUUACUUCAGAUGACAUUUCUCUAA